GAACAUUUUGUGGGAGUUUCGCCAUAAUUGUGGAGCGUGUAUGAGUUCGUUCAGAUCUCUCUCAAAGUGUGUUGUGUGUUGCAAAAGCUCCUUGAACUUUUUUUUCUGUUCUGUGCUUAGAAAACUUUAACUUAUAGAAUUUACUGUGAGAGACAAUUUUGUGUGAAGUUUCUGUUGGACAACUCGAAAAUAGCCACAGGGAGUCCUGUUAAUUGGACUUUUUGUGGGUGGGAUGUGUAGUACCAAGUUUUUUCUAAAUGGGAUUGUGAUGCUGACACAUGACGCGAGAGAAUCCCCAAAAUGGAAAUCUCACAGGAUUUAGGAGCACUGAUUGAAAAUUAUGUAAUUUGGGGAAAUGGUGCGUCGGAUAUACUGGAUAGUAUUUCACGGAUUUCACUGUAACCCCUGACUCUGGCUCAAGGAGCUCUCCAAAGGGAUACUAUUGUCGUCUGCUUUUCCCAAGUGGCAUCCCUCAGUGACUUAAUGUGACAGUGUCCUGAAAAAUUCCUAUGGCUCUCCAGGACCAGAGGGUGACUAUAAUGGGGGGUGAAAGGUGAAUGAAGAUAAAAUGUGUGAGAAUUUUCAUGUGAAAAAAGGCUAAAAUACUCUCUCGGUGAAUGUUGGAAAGGAUGAGGUGCUGAUUUUAACAAAAAAGAAAAAAAUUCAGCUAUAGCAAUUCUCCCAGUGGAUUUUUCAAGUGAUUGUGGAUGGUGAAUCCUUCACGUGUGCAAAAAAGAAUCAAGAAGGGAUAAGAAUGUGAAAGGAGAAACUCUUUUUUUCUGGACACUCUUUGGCUGCAAGGAGAGUGGGAUAAGUCAGAGCGAGUUGAGGAAGAUAGAUAUCAAAUGUACAAAAUUGAUCUUCACACACUAAGCUACAACAUCAUCCAAUAAGUGGGUUUUCUUACAACAUUCUUCACCCACGAGAAAGUUCAUUUUAUUAAGAGAAGAAAAUUAAGUGAUAAUUGAAUUUUGUGUGAAGUCAUUGAGGCAAUUGCUGAGCAUUUAAUAGGAAACUAUAUAGCAAGAAAAGUUACUGUACAUAAUAACAACUGAUAGUGAGACUACAAAAUAUGGUGAUUUGUUUGAAAGCAAUUAAAUGUUUUCGAAAUAAUUUAUAUAAAUGAGUGAGAAUACUAAAAUAAUUUGCAUUACUAAAAUAAAUAAAUUAAACUACUGUAAAAAAUUUAACUGAAAAGCUUUUUAAAUCUCAUAAACAUAAAACAGCAAGUGUAUAAAGUGCAGAGACAUCCUUAAAUCUUCCUAUUGUGACUGUGAUAAAUCUUCACACCAAGAGAAAGAAAUAACUCAAAAGAAAUCUCAAUGCUUUAAAAUCCAAGUGUUAAUGUUCUAUCGUUCUUCUGCUUCGCGUUGCGGAGUAAUUUAGAAAUUAAGAGUACUUGAGCACGAAAUUAACUUAUCAACAGUUGAAGAAAGGAUAUAAUAUUAAUCAUUCCCUGCAGCUAUUUAGCAUUAUACCAAAACAACCACAUUGUUUAAUUUUCAUCAAAGUGAAAUCAUUUGAAAAAGUAUUAAAAGAACAAUCCUAACAGCUUCAUCAGUAUUUCUUAAAGCAAGAGCAACAAUGCAAAACUAGAUAAGAAUUAUAUCUCUUUAAUAUAAAAAAUAUCGAGGAUAGAUAGAAGAGAACCUUCGCUCAAAAAAAUACAGCAGGGAAUUAGGAAAUAAGACUGAGCUGAGGAGAGACAGGAAAUUCAAUCAGUGAGCUCUUUGAGAGUGAUAGGGAAAUAGAUAAGGCAUAAUAAAAUGACGAAGUCAGCCUUCAAUGCAACUGCGGCAGUUAGAAAUGCAUCAACGAAUGCCGUGGAUGUGGCCACACUCUCCACAGCUCUCACAUCAGAGAUGACAGAUGCCACUACGGGCAGUGGAACACCACGAGAAACAAAUCGAACAUGGGUGUUAUUUUACGAGACAACAGGAGGUGGAAAGUAUCACAAGUAUGAACAAAGUUUUGAUACUGGAACUAACUUUAUGUUGCUCCUUGAGGAAUUUGGCGAGUACUUCUAUAAUUAUAAUGGAACCGAAGAUGAUCUAACCAAUUCCAGUAACUUUACCGGAACCGAUUUUGACUUUCCACUCAACUGUACAUUGCUCAAUACCACAUGUCCAAGUACCACGCCAGUUGAGUACAACUACUGGGCCCUCCUUCUCAUUCUCUUCCCAUUUUUUACGCUUUUUGGCAAUGUCCUCGUUAUUCUGUCGGUGUGCCGUGAGAGGACUCUGCAAACUGUGACCAACUACUUUAUCGUAUCUCUAGCAAUAGCGGACUUGCUUGUAGCUGUCGUUGUGAUGCCAUUUGGUGUAUACAUUUUGGUAAACGGAACGUGGUCUUUGCCCAAUUUUGUGUGUGAUUUUUAUAUAGCAAUGGACGUAAUUUGCUCAACGUCAUCAAUCUUCAAUCUCGUCGCAAUAUCUAUUGACAGAUAUAUCGCCGUGACGCAACCGAUAAAAUACGCAAAACAUCGCAACAAUGGUCGCGUGAGCCUGACUAUAUUGUUAGUAUGGGCUAUCUCAGCUGCUAUUGGGUCUCCUAUUGUGCUGGGCCUCAACAAUACACCAGAACGUGUCCCGGACCUGUGCGUUUUCUACAACAGCGACUUCAUAGUGUACUCAUCACUGAGCAGUUUCUACAUUCCCUGCAUAAUCAUGGUAUUCUUGUAUUGGAAUAUCUUCAAAGCCCUAAGAUGUCGAGCGCGAAAGCAGAGGGCAGCCAGGAAGCAGAACAUAUCAGAUUUGGAAACAGGCGGUAGUGUAAUUGAAAACAUUGCAGAGACGCGAAAGUUUGCCGAGACCAUGCUCAGCAAGAAUGGGUCUAACCCAAUUGCAGAUGAGGAAAGACUUACAAAUACAGCUUCGGGUUCUGGGGAGGCAGAAGAUGACGUUAUUGGAUCUCCAGACGUUGACGAUUGCCAUGUGAUUGUUAAUGAUAAAUCUACAGAAUUUAUCCUGGCAACAGUCGUCGAGGAGGCUGGAAAUGUCAUGGCCCAAAUAUCAUCACCCACCCAGAUGACCAAGGAAGGUAAUGGAAAGCACGAGGCCCGAUACUCUCCCAAAGCUGCCCCUCAUCCAACUGACGAAAUCAUGGUAGCCCCUCCAUGUACUUCAGAACUGGCUAUCGGAAGUAUUCUCAUAAAUCGCAAUGUGACGUCAGGGAACGAUCUCAAAGGAAGCAAAUCUUCAAAAUCUGAACAGUUGAAUGUGACUGUUAAACCCAUGCCCUUCGAUAAACGAGGCUUCCAAGAGGCAAUAACACUUGCUAGGCACAGUUCCACCCUAUCGACCAUCUCAUCCGGCGGCUCCAGGAAGGAGAAUAAAAACUCACAAGCAUCUAGGUUCACAAUAUACAAGGUCCACAAAGCUUCCAAGAAGAAACGUGAGAAAUCGUCCGCUAAGAAAGAGAGAAAAGCCACGAAAACUUUGGCUAUAGUUUUAGGUGUUUUCCUUAUUUGCUGGGUACCAUUCUUCACAUGUAACAUCAUGGAUGCCAUCUGUACAAAGCUGGACCUGAGUUGCUCACCCGGUGUCACAGCUUUUAUCCUCACAACAUGGUUGGGAUACAUGAAUAGUUUUGUGAACCCAGUGAUUUACACUGUUUUUAAUCCCGAAUUUAGAAAAGCAUUUAAGAAAAUUAUACAUAUUGGGAAUUAACCUGUAAACUAUCUCUAGCAAUUUAAGUGACUAAUAAAAACAAAAAUCUUUAAAGAAAAGUAAAAAUAGCGAUAAAUAAUUGAAAAGAAAACAAACUGAAAACUGAUAACAUUCAAUAAAACAUAUGAAAACGAUUAUAAAAA
Messenger RNA from Phlebotomus papatasi, 3811 nucleotides. RefSeq names its product dopamine D2-like receptor (gene Dop2R). The record is from RefSeq and is a predicted model, not a curated record. NCBI's taxonomy places the organism in Eukaryota, Metazoa, Arthropoda, Insecta, Diptera, Psychodidae. Gene Ontology annotation, cellular component: membrane. The transcript has 11 exons. Gene Ontology annotation, biological process: adenylate cyclase-activating adrenergic receptor signaling pathway. Gene Ontology annotation, molecular function: G protein-coupled receptor activity; dopamine neurotransmitter receptor activity, coupled via Gi/Go. Bases 1767 to 3668 code for a protein of 633 amino acids.